CUUCAUUUUUUCGGAAACCCCACACACCCAAGAAAAAGCAAAACCCUAGAAACCCACUUUUGUGGGUCUCAAAAUCGGGAACCAAAAUCAGAAGCAGAAAAAAGGAAAACAAACCACAAACGAAAACCCAUUUCUUUUUCGUUUCUCGCAGCACAUUUUUGUGAACAAGUCAUUCAAUCUCUGCCGUCUGUGUUUCACAUUUCAUUUUGGUUUUGUUUUUUAUUUUUUGGUUUUCAGGGAGCAGAAACAAGUGGAAGCAGAUUUGGGUUUUUUUUGGGACUCUUAAUGGUUUCCUUUUCGCGUGUCUUGAUGUGUGUUUAUUAAUGGUUUGCGUGGCCUCCUUUUUUUUUCUCUGAUAAUGCGUUUUGUGUUCUGAGACUAGGGUUUUCGCAUCUUCACUUCUUUGCUUUAAGGAAGUGUUGAGUUGUGCGUUUCGGCCUGGCAAUUGAUUUUCCCUGGUUUUGAAGGUGGGGUUUUUUAGUUAGGAAAGGAAUUUUGUAACGGAAAAGAUGUCAUCCCCUUAUCAAGUUCUUGAUAAUCGGCCAAUUGAUCAGUGGAGAGUUACAGAGUUAAAAGAAGAACUCAAGAGACGAAAAUUGACGACAAAGGGUUUGAAGGAGGAUCUGGUUAAAAGGUUGGAUGAAGUACUUCGUAAUGAAAGGGAAAAUGCCGAGGAGGAUGUUGAUAAUGGUUUUGAUCAUCCUCCUUCACCUGAAGCCAUGAACAAAGCUGCAGAGGAAGCGCUGCUUGUUACGAAAACUGAUAAUGAACAUGUGGCUAUUAGUGAUUACAGAAACAAGAAAGUGGAUGGUGCUACAAUUCAGGUUGACAUUGAUGACAGUGCUGCUGCCUUGGUUCAAAGGAAAGAUUUAGAGGAAAUAACUGGUGGUACUGAUUCUAUGGUAGAUAAGAAGCAAGAUAUUCAUGCAAUUUCUGUCAAAACCAGCACCAUGGUUAGUGAGAGUGUGGUAUCUGAAAAGGCACAGGGUGGGCAAGAGGAGCAGAACAAUGAAACCCAGAAGGAGAGAGGGGCUUCAAAGCCCCAGCCGGAGGAGGAUUCAAAGUCUACACAUGAUGAUGUCAUGCUCAAGUCUUCUGAUCCAAACAACCAGGUAUCUGAGGUCAGCCCUGUUUUAGGGUUUCAAGUAAAAUCUGAUUCUAUUUCUACUGAUUCUGUGUCAAUUAAUGAAAAGAAUGAACUAAAGGAUAACAUAAUUGCUGAUAAUGUGAAAUUAGACCUAGAUGUUAUUAAACCUGAGAUGGUGGAACCAUCAUCCAGCAGUGUUGUACCAGAUGGUGGCGAAAUGCAUCCAAUGGAUGUUGAAGAGCCACAUGAGAAAAAAGUACCUGUUGAAGAAACAGAUAACAACCAUGCUACAAAUGCGGACCUGAACAAGAAGAAUGAUAGUGCAGAUAUGGGAUCUUCAGAGAAAUUGAAUUUAGACAGAAGUUCUGGUGAUGAUUCCAUGGAAGAGGAUAUAUUAGAGAGUAAGCAAAUCGAUUCGAAGUAUAAUUCUGAUGAAGUGGGGGACAGGAGUGAGCAAACUGAAGUGCUUGUUGUAAAGGAGGAAGGUCAUGUUAAUGUUGUGGGCGAUGUUCCAUCUGCUGACAAGAAAGGGAUCCAUGUCGAGACUAAGGACAGGCCUGUUGCACCCCCUGAGAAAAGGAAGCUUCAAGAUACAGCAGGUGGGAACAUCGAGUCUUCAAAGAGACAACGCAGGUGGAAUGCUGAAAGCCUCAAAGUUCCUGAACCACUAAGCUCUAAUCUUUCUCCUUCCACAACACCUAAGGAUGCUUUUCAGGCUACUACUUUAAAACGAAAUUUCUCCAGAUCUGAUUCUACAGUCAGUGAGGAUGCGCCUAAGGAACGUGUCGUUCCACCAUCACCAAAACCUCCUACUAAUUCCCUAAGAAUUGAUCGUUUCCUGCGUCCUUUUACCCUGAAAGCUGUGCAAGAACUCCUAGGAAAAACUGGAAGUGUCACCAGUUUCUGGAUGGACCACAUAAAAACACACUGCUAUGUCUCUUAUGCAUCAGUGGAGGAAGCCAUGGAGACACGAAAUGCAGUAUAUAACCUACAAUGGCCUUCAAAUGGAGGACGCCUCCUGGUGGCUGAAUUUGUUGACCCUCAAGAAGUCAAAAUGCGGGUGGAGGCUCCUCAGGCUCCGGCUGCUCCUGUCAAUGUUGGUCCUACUGUUCCUCCUUCACCACCUGCCAAGCAGCCUCAGCCUCCCCCUCGUAAGCAGGUUACACGGCAGCAGCUUCCACCCCCACCCCCUCUUCCACCUCCACCACCUUUGUCAAACCCACCCCAAACUAGGGAGCGGCUUCCUCUUCCACCUCCACCUCCACUACCUGAAAAAGUUGACCCUCCCAUCGUAACACUGGAUGAUCUAUUUCAGAAAACUAAAGCAACUCCUCGAAUCUACUACCUACCCUUGUCUGAAGAACAAGUUGCUGCAAAACUUAAGGCACAGGGCAAAAACACAAAGCAGUCUGCAGGUGUUGCUUGUGGGAAGGAAGGAGGAUCCGGUCGGAUGAUGACAGCAUUUUGGGUUUUCCGAAGAUUGCUUUCUUUGGGGUAGUAGAGGCUGAGUUUGAUUUUGAACUUAAGAACCCUUAAAACUGAGAGCGUUCUUUGUGCGUGGAUCAAUGCAACCUUGGUCUAAUCUUUAUUUUCAUAUGAACCCAGAAUUCGACUUCCAUAAACCGUGGGUGAUGUUUUCUUAUGAAUCUCAUUAAUAGGUUAAAGUUAACAUAAA
Molecule: messenger RNA, 2762 nt
Organism: Vitis riparia (riverbank grape)
Lineage: Eukaryota; Viridiplantae; Streptophyta; Magnoliopsida; Vitales; Vitaceae
Product: apoptotic chromatin condensation inducer in the nucleus
Exons: 6
Coding region: 510-2585 (691 amino acids)
Molecular function (GO): nucleic acid binding
Source: RefSeq, a predicted model, not a curated record